AUGUUUGAAAAUUUAAAAGCUUUUAUAAGACAUGGCAAACAAGCCAAUGAUAUGAAAAAGAAACCAACCACUUCCCUUGAUACAAAUACUUCACCAUUAUCAACAGAAUUUGCAACAAAUAUAACAUCAGAUUCAAAUUUUGCAAAUGAAAAUCCAUUUGGUUCAAAUUAUCAAAUCAUAGAUAGUUAUAACCCUUCUGAUAAACAAUAUCAACAAUAUCAACAAGAAUAUGAACAACAAUUACAACAACAGUUAGCAGAACAAGGACAACAAGGACAACAACAACAACAACAAAAUACAGGAAUAUAUAAUAAUAGUACUGAUGCUUUCACCAGUAACACCAGUAAUUAUUCAGAUGUUACAUUAAAUGAACCAAAUCAAGAACAAGAUUAUAAUAAAUUAGCAGCUCAAAUGGUUGAAGAAGAAAUUAAACAAAAACAAAAAUCCAAAAAUAAGAAAUAUCCGAAUUUGGAUAAUUACCAAGUAUUGGAUCAAAUGGGAGAAGGAGCGUUUUCAGUAGUUUAUAGAGCAAAACAUUUAAAAACAAACAAAGAAGUGGCUAUAAAAAUAUUAAGAAAAUUUCAAAUGGAUCAACAACAAAAACAAGCAGUAUUAAAAGAAGUUACGAUAAUGAGGCUAUUAAAUCACUCAAACGUAGUUAAAUUUAUUGAAUUUAUUGAUUCACCAGUUUAUUAUUAUAUUGUACAAGAAUUAGUAAGUGGUGGAGAAAUUUUUACAAUGAUUGUAAAAUAUACUUAUUUAUCAGAAGAUUUAUCAAGAUGGAUUAUAAAACAAGUUGCAUUAGCUAUAAGAUACUUACAUGAAGAAGUUGGAAUAGUUCAUAGGGAUAUAAAACCAGAAAACUUAUUAUUCGAACCAAUUGAAUUUCAAGCUAGUGCUAAUCCAGUAUCAAAAUUAAGAAAAAGUGAUGAUCCAAACACUAAAAAAGAUGAAGGUGAUUUUACUCCAAAUGUAGGUGGUGGUGGAAUUGGUAUAGUCAAAUUAGCCGAUUUCGGAUUAAGUAAACAGAUAUGGGAACAUAAUACUAAAACUCCAUGUGGUACAGUUGGUUAUACAGCACCAGAAAUUGUAAGAGAUGAAAGAUAUUCGAAAGAAGUUGAUAUGUGGGCAAUGGGUUGUGUAUUAUAUACUUUAUUAUGUGGUUUCCCACCUUUUUAUGAUGAAAGAAUUGAAACAUUAACUGAAAAAGUAGCAAAAGGUCAAUUUACAUUUUUACAACCAUGGUGGGAUGAAAUUAGUCAAGAUGCUAAAAAUUGUGUAAGUAAUUUAUUAACAGUUGAUCCAAAAAGAAGAUAUACAAUAGAUGAAUUUUUACAAGAUCCAUGGAUGAAUAAAGAAUCACCAAAACCCAAAACAACAGCAUCAAGUAUACCACAACAUAUUAAAAAUUCACAUCCAAUCCAAUCACAAAAUAAUAAUCAAUCACAAACAAAAUAUUCUAAAAAAUUCAAAGCACAAUCAUCAACACAUCAAGAUCUUUAUUCCCCAGCUGCAGUUGCAUUAAGAGAUGCUUUCGAUAUAUCAACAGCAGUACAUAGAAUGGGAGAAGAAGCAGCAUUAUCAUCAAAAUAUAAUAAUCAACAACCAAAUAUUGAAGAUUUAAUUGAAGAAGAAGAAGAAGAAAAUGAAGAAGAUGUAAGUCAUUCAGGUAGAGUUUUACAACAUCAUCAAAAAACUCCACAAUCUCAAAAAUAUAAUAAUACAUCAAGAGUACCUAGAUCUGCUGGUGGAACUAAUAGACAAAAACAACAACAACAACAAGUUUUCAAAAUUAAUAAUGGAUUUGAUCUUAAUUUGGGUGGUGCUUCAAUUAUUGAAAGAAGAAAAAAUAAACAAAUUCCAAUUCGAUCAAGUUAG
Lodderomyces jiufengensis is the source of this 1878-nucleotide messenger RNA. RefSeq names its product serine/threonine protein kinase (gene RCK2). Gene Ontology annotation, biological process: protein phosphorylation. Lineage: Eukaryota; Fungi; Ascomycota; Pichiomycetes; Serinales; Debaryomycetaceae. The transcript has a single exon. The record is from RefSeq and is a predicted model, not a curated record. The coding region runs from base 1 to 1878 and encodes 625 amino acids. Gene Ontology annotation, molecular function: ATP binding; protein kinase activity.